Messenger RNA from Ictalurus punctatus (channel catfish), 644 nucleotides. RefSeq names its product fatty acid-binding protein, brain. The transcript has 4 exons. The record is from RefSeq and is a predicted model, not a curated record. NCBI's taxonomy places the organism in Eukaryota, Metazoa, Chordata, Actinopteri, Siluriformes, Ictaluridae. Gene Ontology annotation, biological process: fatty acid transport. Gene Ontology annotation, molecular function: fatty acid binding. Bases 90 to 485 code for a protein of 131 amino acids. Gene Ontology annotation, cellular component: cytosol; nucleus.
AUACCUCCUCACUGUGCAGGUCUCUGUGUAAUCAGGGUGUAAUCAGGGUGUAUUCUCAAUAGACAUUACCUUAAUACUAUAUUAUAAACAUGGAAGCCUUCUUUGCAAGCUGGAAAACUGUCAAAAGUGAAAACUUUGACAAUUACCUGAAAGUAAUUGGUCUUAACGAUGAAUUGAGAAGUGUCGCAAAUGUAAUUAAACCAGUCUACACCUUUUCCCAAGAGGACGACAUUGUGGUGUUUAAAACACAAACCAUCGUCAGUGAGCAUGAAAUCAGGUUCACACUCGGUGAAGAGUUUGAUGACAAAGCCCUUGAUGGCAGGGUUUGCAAAACUGUUAUAACCCUGGAUGGAGACAAACUCAUCCAGGUGCAGAAGUGGGACAGUAAAGAGGCCACAGAAGUUCGAGAGAUCCAGGAUGGGAAAUUGAUCAUGACAUUGACAUGCGAUGAAGUCACAGCAGUAAUUAUAUGCGAGAAGGUGUAAGAUUUGGACAAUUUUCCAGCUCAUUCCUCACCUCUUUAUCACUGACCUGCAGCAAGGGAACGUCCUUCAAAAAAGAAAAGCAAGAAGAAGGAAAGCUGCAAACAGAUGCAUGAAACCUGAUCAUUAUAAAACAGAUUCAAUAAAGAAUUUAGGAAAAUA